AUGCCUUCCAUCAACCGGCCCAUGCCACCCAGCAGCGGCGAUCUAUCGAAGCGCCGACGCUUCCAACCUCCUAUCACGACAUUCUUCACAUCGGCCACACAGCCAACCGCUUCUGACACUCCUGCGGUGUCACACCACCACCACUACGCUGCGGCAACCUUCUCUGCCACCCCCGUCGUCCCGGCCAAAGUACAGUCCUCUCUUAUGUCUGUCGGAAUGCGGGUCCGCAAAGCCGUUGCCGAAGGAUAUAAAACCGACUCGAGCAAGUUCGAAAUAAAGCCUGUCGCUCAGGCCUAUGGCACUCAAUCCUACAGACCCUCUGAGCUGCCUACAUUUUCCGGCGCUAGUAAAUCCUCAUUCGGUCAUGAUCAAUAUCUCGUAACCGAUGAUGGUGAUGCCUUCUCUAUCCCAUCAAGCAGCCAAGAGUCGAAUUCCUCCCUUGCUCUGGGUGGUCAAAAGCGUGCUUUGGAAUUGGAUACGGAUAUUCUUGUCGACGAGGAUGAGGAUGAAUCGAAUUUCACUCAAUCGUGGCAUGAGAACUCCUAUGGGCGAACUAUCCUCUCUCCGAAUAUGGGGCAGAGUCGUCGGAUCCUUCCUGUUCGUCACAGCAAGGUUCAACAGCCCACCAUGGAUUUGGACGAAUUUGAGGAAGCCACCUUCCUCCGCCGCCGCGAGGAAGUUGAUGCAGAGGAUUCGCGGAUGUAUGGUGCUUGA
Penicillium bovifimosum is the source of this 714-nucleotide messenger RNA. RefSeq lists its product as uncharacterized. The coding region runs from base 1 to 714 and encodes 237 amino acids. Gene Ontology annotation, molecular function: ribonucleoside-diphosphate reductase inhibitor activity. The record is from RefSeq and is a predicted model, not a curated record. Gene Ontology annotation, cellular component: nucleus; cytoplasm. NCBI's taxonomy places the organism in Eukaryota, Fungi, Ascomycota, Eurotiomycetes, Eurotiales, Aspergillaceae. The transcript has a single exon.